CCUACGGCUCUCGAUGAAGGACAUGGGCAGAUGUGUCCAAUCGGAACACCACUACAACAAACUGCAGUUUUUCUCUUGAUGGCAACGCAUUUCUCACCUUUUUAUAUCUUUUUUUUUCGAACUAGACCAUCGCAAUGAUAAUGAAAGGCACGAAAUGCUGCAGCAACAGCAACAACAACAACAAAAACAACAGUCGCAGAGACAUGGUGCCCCUGAUUCACCAUCAUCGCUGCAGAACAUCCCUCUAGGCUCAAAGCGAAAGGAAAUCAAGUCUGUCAAGGGUGUUUUGAACUCUGGCAUGAAUGCCCCGCUGAACGGAGGCUCGAGAUCUCGUCCUUCUUCAACCCCUGGAUCGCCACUCGUGGAACCCCGUGUACAGCUCCUGGGUCAACAGCAUCAGAGCCAACAGCAACCGACAUCUUUUGGAGCUGGUGAAUCUCAUAUGAUGAACGGUCUGAGUUCGGCAGCUACCCGGUCUGCCAAAGUCAAGUCAGACUUGUUGAUGGGACUCAACUCGCCAAGCACUCGAUCGGAGCGAUUCUCAGCAGCGUCCAUGAAGGACUCUUCUGAAGGCGGCUUUCAGCAAGGCAAUUCGAUUAAGAUGAGCGGUCUCUACGGAUCCACUGCGCAGUAUGAUAUGAACCACCUGGGCAUGAGCGGCUACGGUCUGUCAACAGUUUCUGGUCCGCCGCCAGGAUUAGGCAUGCCCAACGGGGGAUCAGCAUCCGGCAGCAACAGCAAUAGUCCCUACCUGAUGUCGGCGCUCCUGGGCCGCACUCCAGAGAACGGAUCUUACUCUAUGCCGUCGUACGCGUCGAACAACAAGCCCCUGGAUGUGACUAGUAUGAUGAAUACCCUGGUCUUUGGGCCGGGCCAAGCAAGUCCGCUCAUGAUGUCCCCCAACUGGCUGCCAGCUAACGGAAACAAUGCUAGUGUUAGCAAUGGCACCGGUCUGUCGCCUCAGGUGAACGGUGAAAACCAAGGAGUCUCACGACAAGAUACCUAUCAAGAUCAAGCCGGUAAUGAUGACCGGAACAUCAAUGCAGGCCCCAAUGCGACGGACAACCGCGUGAAUUCAACCUCUGCGACUGCGCGAAGUGUUGAGGACCUGGAGCUACAGGUGAUCAAUGCGAAGAUGGAGACGCAGAUGCUGGAGAACCAGUUGAAUGCGGUCAUCAAGCGGAAUCGUCGCAAGCUGUACGCAUAAAAGCGUCGGAGAAAACUAUCUGAAGAUCUGAAGCGUGGAUACAUAGUUUGUAUGUAAAAUAAAAUUAAUAGAAAGACCAGUGCAUCC
Gamsiella multidivaricata is the source of this 1294-nucleotide messenger RNA. RefSeq lists its product as uncharacterized. NCBI's taxonomy places the organism in Eukaryota, Fungi, Mortierellomycota, Mortierellomycetes, Mortierellales, Mortierellaceae. The transcript has a single exon. The record is from RefSeq and is a predicted model, not a curated record. The coding region runs from base 155 to 1207 and encodes 350 amino acids.